This is a messenger RNA of Neodiprion fabricii, 1126 nucleotides long. RefSeq names its product 15-hydroxyprostaglandin dehydrogenase [NAD(+)]-like. The record is from RefSeq and is a predicted model, not a curated record. The transcript is spliced from 8 exons. Lineage: Eukaryota; Metazoa; Arthropoda; Insecta; Hymenoptera; Diprionidae. Gene Ontology annotation, cellular component: cytoplasm. Bases 135 to 929 code for a protein of 264 amino acids. Gene Ontology annotation, molecular function: oxidoreductase activity, acting on the CH-OH group of donors, NAD or NADP as acceptor.
UCGAUCAUUACUUCACAGAAGUUCGUCAGCGCGAGUCUUGUCUAGAAGGAGUAAGUGAAACAAUAUUUAAUCUUGUUGCAAACAGUUAGUCGAAAGUUUUGUUAUCGAGAAAUAACGUCAACUAUUCUCUCGGAAUGGAUCCGAUAGCAAAUAAAGUUGUACUUAUCACAGGCGGGGCCAACGGAAUCGGCUUCGCCUACGCCACGGAAUUUUUAAGAAACGGAGCUGCGCACGUGGCUAUUCUCGAUUUGGCAAAUUCGAACGGCGACGAAGCGGUGAAAAAAUUGGAAAAGGAAUUCGGAAAAGGAAAGGCGAUAUUUAUCGUAUGCGACGUGGCCAAGGCUCAGGAUUUGGAAGAUGGGUUCGCUAAAACGGUGAAGGAAUUCGGUGGACUCGACAUCGUCAUUAACAACGCUGGUAUAAUGGAUGACUCGCGGUGGGAACUGGAGAUCAAUGUAAACAUCACAGCCGUAGUGCGCGGAACUUUGCUGGGCUUCGAGUACAUGGGAAAGAACAAAGGCGGCAAGGGUGGAACCAUAGUGAACGUCUCUUCAAUCUUGGGCAUCAUACCAAUUUGGACUUUCCCAGUUUACUCGAGUACCAAACACGCGGUCAUUGGCUUGACUCGAUCUUUCGGAGAACACCAUCACUUCGAUAAAACAGCGGUCCGAGUAAUGGCGAUGUCUCCAAGCGCAACGGAGACCCAACUGAUGACCAAGAGUUAUGAGAGGACGCUGGAAUGUCUGACUCCUGAUAACGUGAGAGAAAUGAUGCUCCAUUUCCCAUCUCAAAGUGUUGAAGCGGUGGUCGAUGGCAUGCUCCACAUGAUCAGAGUCGGGGAGAACGGCAGUGUCUGGGUGGUUCAGGCCGGAGAACCGCCGUACGAAGCUGACUUUCCCGAUAAACCAGUGAAGAAGGUCCGAGUUUGAGGCGGGCUGUGGACACCACGGAUUGCGUCGAGACCUAAAACUGCUACAGCUGAUUUCUCGAUGAGAAAGCGAAGAGAAUCUCGACUUUGGAGCAAUCGCGAAAUGCAAGAUCAACACGAAACCGGAUUUUACUAAAUGUUUGCAUUUCUAUUUUCAUGACAAAUAAACGAAUGAAUAAAAAGAAUUUACGGUUAUUA